Messenger RNA from Funneliformis mosseae, 1626 nucleotides. Lineage: Eukaryota; Fungi; Glomeromycota; Glomeromycetes; Glomerales; Glomeraceae. The record is from the annotation of a GenBank genome assembly.
AUGUAUAAGUUUUCCUUAUUAUUACCCAUAUUUAUAACGUUAGUAAUUAAAAUAGUAUUAGCGCAAGAUUCGAAAAAUUAUGCGACACCAGCACCAACGGACAUACCAGGUAUCCCGCAACCAGGCCCCGACCAAAAAAAUUACGAAUACUCAAAAUUAUUAUCAUACUCAUUAUUAUUUUAUGAGGCACAACGAAGUGGAAAAUUACCUCCCGAUAAUCGAAUAACUUGGAGAAGUGACUCGGCAUUACAAGAUGGUAGUGAUAAUAAAGUUGAUUUGGUAGGAGGUUAUUAUGACGCUGGAGAUCAUUUAAAAUUUACUUUUCCAUUAUCAUGGACCCUUUCCUCCAUAUCAUGGGGCGCUUAUGAAUGGUAUGAAGGAUAUCAAACUGCUGGUCAAACUACUCAAAUAAGAGAUAUGAUUAAAUGGGGAACUGAUUGGUUAAUUAAGGCACACUCCGAUCCAGAUGUUUUAUAUGUUAUGGUAGGAACGGCGAAUAUCGAUCAUAAUUAUUGGGGUCCUGACACUAACAUACCAUUACCAAGACCUUCUUUUAAUAUAAAUAAUUCUUCUCAUGGAAAUGAUGCUGCAGCAGAAGCGGCUGCUGCGAUGGCAGCUGCAUCAUUAUUCUUUAAGGAUAAAGUACAAGAUGAAGAUUACGCUAAUACAUUAUCUUUUCAUGCUAAACAAUUAUAUGAUUUCGCAAACCAACAGCCAUACGUAACAUAUCAAACAUCGGUUAAAGAGGCUGAUGACAUGUACUCUUCAAAUGGUUAUCAAGAUGAAUUGGUAUGGAGUAGUCUCUGGUUAUACAAAUUAACGAAAGAUCCACAAUAUUUUGAUAAUGCGGUAAAUUACUUUCAACAAUUUAAAUUAUCUGGACAAGUUAAUGUGAUUAACUGGGAUGAUAAAACUGGCGCAUCAUAUAUUUUAUUUGUACAAUGUGCUACGGAAUUAAAAAGAAAUGAUAUCGAUACUUGGAAAGCUGAAGCAGAAAGAUAUUUAGAUGCUGUAGUAUCUCCUGAUGAUAGAUGUCAUUUCACGAAAGGUGGAUUAUAUUUUUGUGAAGGUGACAGUGGUGCCGCUUCUUUGAAUCCCGCAUUAAAUGCUGCUUUCGUGUCGCUAUUAUAUUCCCCAUUCAGUUCGUCCGAUUCUAAGAAAGAUGAUUAUAUCAAGUUUGCCGCAAAGCAAAUUAAUUACUUGUUAGGAGAUAAUCCUAUGAAGACUCCUUAUGUUGUAGGAAUUCAUCCAAAUUCUCCUAAAGAUCCUCAUCAUUCAGGUGCACAUGGGGGUACCGAUAUAAAUAAUCCACGUGAGAAUAUGCAUGUUCUUUAUGGAAGUAUUGUAGGUGGUCCUUCUAAACAUGACGAGUAUAAAGAUGAUAGAAAGGAUUAUAAACAAUCUGAAGUUGCUUUAGAUUAUAAUGCUCCCUUUCAAAGUUUAAUGGCUUAUCAGGUUAUUAAUGCUAAAGAAGAUCCUUAUUAUGUUACUUUACCUCCUGGAAGACCUAAAACAAAUGUCGCUCUCGUCGUUAUAUUGGUGCUUCUCUCUUUAUCUGUCGUUGGUAUUGGUGGUUUUAUUUAUUGGAAAAAAUAUAGAAAUCGUAAUGUAAGGAAUAAAGUAUAG